AUGAAGUGGAAAAAUGGAACAGAAGGAGAUAUUAGACCCAUGAGCCAGAAACAAGUGGGGCGAGAAAUGCUUUCAACAUCCCAUGCCUCGAAGUACGAGGUGGGGAUGAUGGGAGAAUUCAACAACAUUCAGCGAGAAGGAACCUCGCCGCUCACGCCGCUUCAACAAGGGCAGAUUAUGGUUCCACUCCCGUGUACUGGAGGUAGCAUUAUCUAUCCGAAGCCAAAGCAAGAUCCAAGGUGCCGAGUCAGAGGGCAGCUUUGCAGGGAAACCUCAGCUGAGAACAACCCAUGCAGCAACAAGGUUUUAAGGUUGGAGGAGUAUGCCAAGCCCACUAUUCCUUAUUUGCACAACGCCCCCAAAGCCCCCAAGCAAAUGUCAACGACAAUCGCAGAGCCGCUUCUUCGCCUCUCCUGA
Molecule: messenger RNA, 417 nt
Organism: Blastomyces dermatitidis ER-3
Lineage: Eukaryota; Fungi; Ascomycota; Eurotiomycetes; Onygenales; Ajellomycetaceae
Exons: 2
Coding region: 1-417 (138 amino acids)
Source: RefSeq, a predicted model, not a curated record